This is a messenger RNA of Capsicum annuum, 1329 nucleotides long. Its product is annotated as cytosolic sulfotransferase 12. The record is from RefSeq and is a predicted model, not a curated record. Gene Ontology annotation, cellular component: cytoplasm. Gene Ontology annotation, biological process: sulfation. Gene Ontology annotation, molecular function: sulfotransferase activity. The transcript has a single exon. Bases 9 to 1073 code for a protein of 354 amino acids. NCBI's taxonomy places the organism in Eukaryota, Viridiplantae, Streptophyta, Magnoliopsida, Solanales, Solanaceae.
AUACCCUUAUGAGAAAACCUUCUAUCAUACAAACUAGAAGAAAACACUCAAUCCUCAAAAUCAUGACAACAUCUCAAACUUCUCCACUACUUCUUCCCAAAUAUUUACAAGAGGAUGAUCUAAGUGAAGAGUGUAAGAAAUUACUCUCUGUACUACCCAAAGAAAAAGGAUGGAUUGAAUCAAAUCUCUACAAAUACCAAGGGUUUUGGAUAGAAUCAAGAAUUCUUCAAGGUGUGAUUUCAUGUCAACAACAAUUUCAAGCUCAAGAUAGUGAUAUCAUCCUUGUUACAAAUCCUAAAUCAGGAACCACUUGGUUAAAAUCACUUUUAUUUGCCCUAAUAAAUCGAAAGAAAUAUCCUAUUUUUGAACAAAAUCACCCUUUACUUGUCAAAAACCCUCAUGAUCUUGUGCCAUCCUUGGAAUUUAGACUCUAUGCUGAUGGUCAUGACCCUAAUUUGUCAUCCUCCACUUCACCUAGACUCUUGUCAACUCAUUUGCCAUUUACUUCAUUACCAAAUUUUGUUCAAGAUUCAAGAACCAAACUCGUUUACUUAUGUAGAAAUCCUAGGGACACUUUUAUUUCUAUGUGGCAUUUUGCAAACAAUUUAAGACUUCAUCAUAAAGAUACCACUACCAUUGAAGAAAUGUUUGAUUUUUUUUGUGAAGGGGUGGUGCCUUUUGGUCCAUUUUGGAAUCACGUGUUGGAUUAUUGGAAACAAAGCAUAGAAAAGCCUAAUAAAGUACUUUUCUUAAUGUAUGAAGAAAUUAAAGUGCAACCCAAACUUCAGCUUAAACGCUUGGCUGAAUUCUUGAAAUGUCCAUUUUCUAUAGAAGAAGAAAAUCAAGGAGUGGUGGAUCAAAUAUUAAGAAUGUGUAGCUUUGAGAAUUUGAGUAAUUUGGAAGUGAAUAAAAAUGGAAAAUCGUCAUCCAUUGGAAUAGAAUAUAAAGUGUUCUUUCGUAAAGGGGAAAUUGGAGACUGGAAGAAUUAUUUUACUAAAGAGAUGAGUGCGAAACUCAACCAUAUUAUUGAACAAAAGUUGGAAGGAUCUGGAUUGAGGUUUUUGUACAUUUGAUUAGGCAUUAAUAUGCUUAUGCCAAUGGAAUGGAAUUAUUUGUUUUGAAAGUCAAUGUUGAAGUAGUUCUAUUUGUGAUUAAUGUAACGAGUUAACAUAUGAAAUUGCCCCCAAAUAAAUUUUCUUUGGUAUGUAUGUUGAUUUGAUCACAAUCCAUUGCUUUCCUUUAAAUCUGAUACUGGAUUUUGGGGGUGCAAUUGACAAGAUUGAAGUUCUGUUUCUGUUUGAGUAUGCUAAUGAUUUCAAUUUUGGUUUA